Ipomoea nil (Japanese morning glory) is the source of this 708-nucleotide messenger RNA. Its product is annotated as autophagy-related protein 8f. Gene Ontology annotation, biological process: cellular response to nitrogen starvation. The record is from RefSeq and is a predicted model, not a curated record. Bases 122 to 490 code for a protein of 122 amino acids. NCBI's taxonomy places the organism in Eukaryota, Viridiplantae, Streptophyta, Magnoliopsida, Solanales, Convolvulaceae. The transcript is spliced from 6 exons.
AUUGAGGUCGUCCAAGAAAAUACAAACCCAUUGUUCAAUCAACCUCAAUCUACUCGUCGUCCCGGUUCUUUAUCUUUCCUUUUUCCCUUUCCCAACCGUUCAUUAUUUUCAAGAAGGUGGGAUGGCAAGGAGUUCAUUCAAGCAAGAGCAUGAUCUUGUGAAGAGGCGUGCUGAGGCGGCUAGGAUUAGGGAAAAAUACCCAGAUAGAAUUCCGGUGAUCGUUGAGAAGGCAGAAAGAAGUGAUAUUCCUAACAUUGACAAGAAAAAGUAUCUCGUCCCAGCUGACUUGACAGUAGGGCAGUUUGUUUAUGUUAUUCGCAAAAGAAUCAAAUUGAGUGCGGAGAAAGCAAUUUUCAUAUUUGUUGACAAUGUGCUUCCACCAACGGGGGCAAUCAUGUCUGCAAUUUACGAUGAGAAGAAGGACGAAGACGGUUUUCUCUAUGUUACCUACAGCGGAGAGAACACAUUCGGGGACCAUAUCCCGGUCUAAAGCCACUACAAGAUUCAGUCUCAAGCCAUUCCACCAUUUCCACUGCGAUAAGAUUGUGAAUAAAAUCAUCACUGUUACUUUUACUGUUAACACUUUAUGUAUAGCAAAUAUCCCUGUAUAGUUGCGGACUACCCUACCAAGUGUGCCGAAAUCAACUGGCCUAUUAUCAUAAAUAACCAUUUGGAAUCGACGUUCUUCCUCCCCGUGUUCUUGUUUGA